Messenger RNA from Sparassis crispa, 258 nucleotides. RefSeq lists its product as hypothetical. The transcript has a single exon. Bases 1 to 258 code for a protein of 85 amino acids. The record is from RefSeq and is a predicted model, not a curated record. NCBI's taxonomy places the organism in Eukaryota, Fungi, Basidiomycota, Agaricomycetes, Polyporales, Sparassidaceae.
AUGCAAAGUACAGCAAGUCUGGGCGCGAACAUACUACCAUCGACUGCGCUCUUACGCACAGUCGUUCCUCGCAAUGCCGAGAAUGUUCUCCCCGAGCUGCUCAAGGACGAAGCUAUUAGGGCCUGGAUCAGAAUUCAAGGGAGCAUGAAGCUGUAUCUCAUCACUGGCAUCAAGCUCUUCGUGGACGCUCACGUCUCCACCGGGGAGGGUUCGGAUAUGGAUGCGCGCGUCGCCGCUACCUUUCCGUCACGGAAAUAG